GGGCUCGCUCUGUGUGUUCAGUUUCAUUCUUAGACUGCGGCAAUGGCUGCCCAAGAGCAAAACAGAAAAGAAGAAAAUCUGAAAGCUCAACAAGGUUUUAGAGAAAAUGCUUUUAAGAUUAUCGUGAAGAUGCAAGGCUGGUCUAGCGUGACUCCUAGAAGUAAACACUUAGUGGAUGAGAUUCUUCACAGCAUCUUGUUUUUGGGUAAAAUCAACAGCAUCCCCUUUUCCCCAAAUGAAAUCAUCUCUGAUGGUGAUAUUUUGGAAGCCUUAAUGGCAAAAUAUCCCAGGCCUUUUCAAUUCUAUCUGACUCAGCUUCCCAGGCGGAGUCCGUUCUCCUGUGUGCUCGACAUGAUUGUCCUGCUGAAUAGUCCAGCGAAUGAAGAGCAAAUAAAGGAAAGUCUGCGAGAUCUCAUCAAAGACCUUGCUCCACAUUUUCUGGUCUCCUCCACCAUCUGCAUUUCCCAGAAAUCCAAAACCGACCAAAGUUCAAAGAGGUACUACGGAGUCUCCAUGUCCACCAACGGUCCUAACCCGAGGACAAUUGUGAUUGCUGCCUCCUGUCUUAGCAAAUGGGAUGAAUAUGUAUCUGGUGCAGUGAUGACCUAUUAUCCAAAUAAUGUCAUGAAAGAUUACUUUGAUGGAACCAUUGAAGUACCUGGAAACAUCAGGUGUGAGGCAUUUAGUCUCAGUCGUGAUGAACAAAUGAGCCCUUGCAGAUCAUGUCACAAUUUGUUUGGCUUGAACACAGAAGAAACCAAAGAGUGGGAUUAUGGUAACUGUGCUGAAGCUGAGAGCCUGAGCAAGUUGCUUACAAGUGAGGAAGAAGUUAAAAAUGAAACACAUGUGCACGAACACUCAGCUGAAAACAGGCAGAGAGCUGAGGAAGAGGUUCGUAGGGCUCUUAGGAAUGUGUUGAGAAUGAUUCACUUUAACACCUGGACAGGUGAAUUUUACAACCCCGAGUGAGAUGUCAUGAAAUCAUCUGUAUAAGGUGACCUGAUACCUCUGCUUUGAUCUGAUUCUGAUGAAUAAAGAUGCUCUGCGCUGACAGCAUGAGUGUGGAUUUGCUGUAAUCACAUACACACAUUAGCGCGCUCAUAUGUUUACUCUCCAGCUCUUUGUAACGUGCUUGUUAGAAUUUAUAAUAAGAAUAAAUAUCAGCAAACGGUGAGAAAAAACUGAAAAGGUGUUUUGAUCAUGGUAAUAAUAACAUCAGGCUUCUAUGUUUUCUAAUGCAAUAUGAAGCAUGUGAGACAGCAAUUAUUGGGAAGAAACACAUCUUUAUACUGGUCUAUACCCAGGAUACACAGAAAUACACAACAAAACAUGUCUUUUCCUUUUAUGAUCCCAUCUAUAACCUCUUCCCUAAGCAAAAGCACUACACAUGUAGUUAUAAUAGUUGUAGUAGAUAUAGCACCAAAUAUAUUUCUGCUCUGUAAAGUGUAACCUUUUUUAACCCUGUAAAUUCUCAACCAUGAAAUAAUUGACAGAAAACUCAACUGGAGUGUUUA
Oreochromis aureus is the source of this 1514-nucleotide messenger RNA. RefSeq lists its product as uncharacterized. The record is from RefSeq and is a predicted model, not a curated record. The coding region runs from base 43 to 969 and encodes 308 amino acids. Lineage: Eukaryota; Metazoa; Chordata; Actinopteri; Cichliformes; Cichlidae. The transcript has 5 exons.